Molecule: messenger RNA, 918 nt
Organism: Bacidia gigantensis
Lineage: Eukaryota; Fungi; Ascomycota; Lecanoromycetes; Lecanorales; Ramalinaceae
Exons: 1
Coding region: 1-918 (305 amino acids)
Source: RefSeq, a predicted model, not a curated record
AUGGUGGGAUUCCUAGAUCUACCAUACGAGAUCCGUCACGAAAUCUACACGCUCUACUAUCUCUCGACAAGACCCGAAUCACUUCGUAUCAAGCUAUGCCAUGAGCAGGACAAGUCUCCCACAACACUUAGAGCCCCAGUACCGAAUGGCAGGUCUGCUCUGGUUGCGACCAGCAAACUCGUCAGCCAAGAAGCACAGCAAGUCUUCUGCGGAAGCUCCACUUGGAGGAUCAGCAGCAAUCUAUCCGACCUUAUUCGGCCAAUUCAAAAUACUUCCUUCUUCGUCAUCGACCGCUCACUCCUACAACACGUCCUCAUUGAAUUUGACAUUGUCCACAUUGUGACCAUGAGACUCACAUCUCACACCGGUUUGUUUCAGUCCUUCAAAUCACAUCGGCUUUCGGAGGACCAUAACCGCUUCGUCCGCUCUUCAGACUUGCUGGAUAAAUUGCGCGUACUCUCAGGCUGCCAUUUCAAGUCACUGACACUCGACACAACCUACGCAUCCAGAGAGGACGGAACCCGUCGUUACGGUCUGAAUCUUUUACCCGGAGCGACCGACAUCCUCUCACUCGACUUACGAUCCUCGCUCACGAAAGACACUCCAAAAGAAGAGAAGCUACCGUUACUAUUAUAUGAGGCAUUCGGACUGUACAACAUACCAUGCUUCUCGGCAGAAAGAAUCCUUGUCCUAGGAAUGCGCAAAAAAAGAGAAUGGAAAAUGGCGCACCACCACGGAUUCGGGUGCGAUCAUUGCCCCCUUAUCGAGGGCCAGUACGUGACAGACGCUUGUGAUUGGGUGGCAGCGCGGAAUGAAGUUCGUGAUGAAGCGUUUGGGUGGCAUGAACGGUAUGAUGUUGAUAAGAAGAAGUACAGUAAGAAAGUCAGGGCACGAAUGAGGCCGUUGGGAUUGUAUUGA